Messenger RNA from Malassezia pachydermatis, 423 nucleotides. RefSeq names its product arsenate reductase. The record is from RefSeq and is a predicted model, not a curated record. Lineage: Eukaryota; Fungi; Basidiomycota; Malasseziomycetes; Malasseziales; Malasseziaceae. The transcript has a single exon. Gene Ontology annotation, biological process: response to arsenic-containing substance. Gene Ontology annotation, molecular function: arsenate reductase (glutaredoxin) activity. Bases 1 to 423 code for a protein of 140 amino acids.
AUGCCCAACAUCACGAUUUAUCAUAACCCAAAAUGCGGCACAUCGCGCAACACGCUCGCCCUGCUUAAGGCAGCGGGCGAAGAGCCUACGGUGAUCGAGUACUUGCAGACGCAGCCUUCGCGCGAGAAAUUGAAGGAACUUAUCGCCGCCACCGGCCAACCGACACGUGCCAUCAUGCGAUCGAAAGAAGCGAUCUUUACUGAGCUGGGCCUCGAUAACGAGUCAGUUAGCGAUGACCAGCUUCUCGAUGCCAUGAUGGCGCACCCGAUCCUGAUCAAUCGCCCGAUUGUCGUGACACCUCUAGGCACACGCCUUUGCCGUCCCAGUGAGGUGGUGCUGGACAUCAUGCCUGUGAAACCGCGAGGCUCCUUUACCAAGGAAGAUGGGGAACGGGUGCUGGAUGAGCAUGGCCAGCGUGUGUAA